Coccidioides immitis RS is the source of this 935-nucleotide messenger RNA. RefSeq lists its product as uncharacterized. Bases 152 to 895 code for a protein of 247 amino acids. The record is from RefSeq and is a predicted model, not a curated record. NCBI's taxonomy places the organism in Eukaryota, Fungi, Ascomycota, Eurotiomycetes, Onygenales, Onygenaceae. The transcript is spliced from 3 exons.
CCGGGAGAGACCUAAUCUGUGGACUGUGUUUUCGGGGGACGAGAGGAUCUUCAUAUCUCUCGCCUUUCUCUUUCUCGAUACUAUAGAUCCUAGGUUGUUCCUUUUCUUCUUCCUUUUCUUCUUCCUUUUCACAGGAAUUGAGACGGGCAUCAUGACGGCGGCCGAGUCUGCACCGGCUCUUCCCGACUAUGUGUUGGAUCCCGAUGCCGUGCUGAAGGACGAAGUUUCCUGGCGCUACGGAAGGGCCCCUGAUUAUUCAAAGACGAGAAAGGUGUACGAAGAAGGGAAAACCCGCAACCACGAACCGCGCAGCCUCCCCGACCUCGUCGAAAACCUGGUGAAGAACUGGGAGAUCGAAGCGUCGUUCAAGACCAAGCUGGAGGAGUGGCGUACGGUGGACGGUAGCUGCUACAGGUUCUCGCUGAACGGCGGGCCGGCGCAGGACGGGAACCACAUGCUGCGGGUGGGCACGUACAAUGCGCUCAUACCGUCGAAUCAGUAUUACGACCCUGAGCGGCUGGACUUUGCGACGAGCCACAAGGCGUUCAAGCGGAUGAUGCCGACGUUUGCGUGGGAGGUGCUGGAGGUGUACAGCGGGCCGCCGACGGUGACGUUUAAAUGGAGGCAUUGGGGACAGAUGGCCAAUGAUUAUGUGGGAAUGAACGACAAGGGCGACAAGGUCACGGUCAAGGCGCACGGCGGGAUGAUCGACAUCCAGGGGAUGCUCAUCGCCAGGGUCAACGACAAGCUCCAGAUCGAGUCGAUCGAGGUCUGGUUUGACCCGCUGGAGAUGUUCCGGCAGAUCGCGAAGCACAGCGACGCGGUGAUCACCAGUCCGAUGGCGGAAGGGGGAGGGCAGGGGGAGAGCGAGAUGCGGUGUCCAAUGGCACAUUGAUUGUGGGAGGAAAGGGAAAAAAAAAAAAAAAAAAAAAAAA